This is a messenger RNA of Gastrolobium bilobum, 715 nucleotides long. Its product is annotated as calmodulin-like. Gene Ontology annotation, molecular function: calcium ion binding; enzyme regulator activity. The record is from RefSeq and is a predicted model, not a curated record. Lineage: Eukaryota; Viridiplantae; Streptophyta; Magnoliopsida; Fabales; Fabaceae. Bases 96 to 578 code for a protein of 160 amino acids. The transcript has 2 exons.
UUUGUUCAAAGAUGCGUUCUCUCUUUCUCUUUCUCUUUCCGUUGUAAUUCACAAGAAAGAAAGAGCGAUUUUCUCUCUCUCAUAAGAAGAAAACAAUGGCAGAUCAACUCUCCGACGAACAGAUCUCCGAGUUCAAGGAGGCCUUCAGCUUGUUCGACAAGGAUGGCGAUGGUUCGCAUCUCUCUCUCUCUCUUUUGUUUUUGUGCUGUAUCACAACCAAGGAGCUUGGAACUGUUAUGCGUUCAUUGGGGCAAAACCCUACUGAGGCUGAGCUCCAGGACAUGAUUAACGAAGUAGAUGCUGAUGGAAAUGGUACCAUUGACUUCCCUGAGUUUCUGAACCUCAUGGCUAGGAAGAUGAAGGACACUGAUUCUGAGGAGGAGCUGAAAGAGGCGUUCCGGGUUUUCGACAAGGAUCAGAAUGGUUUCAUUUCUGCUGCUGAGCUCCGCCAUGUGAUGACCAACCUUGGAGAGAAGCUCACUGAUGAAGAAGUUGAUGAGAUGAUUCGUGAGGCUGAUGUUGAUGGUGAUGGCCAAAUAAAUUACGAGGAAUUUGUUAAGGUGAUGAUGGCCAAGUGAUCACAUCAAGAAGGUAAAUGAAGAAAUGUUGAUUAAAAGGGAAAAAAAAAAACAAAAAAAAUUGGACUAGGUUGACUUGUAUAACAGUGCUCGUAGUCCUUGUCUUUGUUCUUACAUUUUUAUUUGAUGGUUUUAAA